ACCAGAGUCAAGUACAAAUGACUAAACCAGUCAUCAUUGAUAAUGGCGACUAUUCGCACAGUUCUUCUCCUUUUAGAACUUUUUACGGUUUGUUAUUGUUUAAAAAGACGCAGUUUGGGUGGAGAAUGGAUUGUAAGAGAAGCCACAGGAAAAUACGACAAUUUAAAAGCCACCGUUCCGGGAGGCAUUUACACAGAUUUGAUGAAUAAUAAAAUUAUAGGUGAUGUUUUUUAUGGAAAUAAUGACACUGAAACUAGAUGGGUAGCGCAGAGCGAUUGGAUUUACACAAGUCAAUUCUUAGUGGAUGAGUCGUUUCUGAACCACAAGAGUAUAAAUUUGGUCUUUGAAGGUUUAGAUACUUUUGCAACUGUGUUAAUCAACAACGUCGAAGUGGGUUCAAGCGAGAACAUGUUCGUGCGGUACAUUUUCGACAUUAAAAAUAAUCUCGAGCCAGGAAAUAACACAAUCGAAGUACAGUUUUCAUCUCCGAUUAAGACAGCUCAAAGUUUAAUUCUGAAACAAGGCUACACAGUGCCCCCAAAUUGCCCUCCCGACAAUUACCGGGGAGAAUGCCACGUAAAUCAAAUCCGAAAAAUGCAAGCGUCAUUUGCGUGGGACUGGGGACCCGCGUUGCCUUCCAUGGGCAUCUGGAAAGAGGUGUUUUUGCAAGCUUACAACUCCUCAGUCAUUCGUUAUGUCAUGGUUGACCCCAAAGACGCCCCAAACGAUUCGUGGUUGAUCACAGUCUCGACUUACCUGAGCGCGGAAAUUGGGGAAACAAUCCAAGGGAAACUCUCAUACAGUCUUGAGACCGACGUCAGUCUCAUCCAACAAAUUGUGGACGUCAAUCGCACAAACACCGACAACGAGAAUGAACUAUUAGUUGAUUAUUCUUUCACGAUUCCGAAAAUAACUGUGCGUAAGUGGUGGCCGAACGGCUACGGCGCGCAAAAACUGUACAACUUCACAGCCAAAUGGCAAAGCGGCUCCGAAAUUGACUCCAAAACGGUCAAAAUCGGGUUCAGGACCAUCGAACUGGUGCAGGAACCCAUCGGCCCGAACCCCCGCACAUUUUUCCAGCGCAAACUGGCAGGCUCUGGCUUGAGUUUUUACUUCAGAGUCAACGGUUUGCCGAUGUUUGCCAAAGGCUCGAAUGAGAUCCCCCUUGACAUCCUCCCCGAAAGGGGACAAAAUCCCCAAACGGUUGACCGGAUUUUGCAAAGCGCCUACUCCGCUCACAUGAACAUGUUGCGGGUUUGGGGAGGCGGCGUCUACGAAUCGGACUAUUUCUACCAAAGGGCGGACGAACUGGGGAUUUUGAUUUGGCAGGACUUCAUGUUCGCCUGCGCUAUGUAUCCCACGUACCCGGAAUAUUUAGACAAUGUUAAGGCAGAAGUUCGGCAUCAGGUCCGGCGGUUGAACGGCCACCCAAGCGUGGCCCUUUGGGCCGCCAACAACGAAAACGAACUUGCGCUAAUGACCAAUUGGUACGGAACGUCCAAUGAUUUCGAUUUGUACAAAGGCGAUUACGUCAAGUUGUACAUCGAUACGGUACGAUCAGAACUGUUCAAAUACGCCAAGGAUGUGAUUUUUGUCUCGUCGAGUCCCAGCAAUGGGAAGAAAACUGUUCAGGAAAAUUAUCUAUCGAGCGAUCCAGGGAACCCCCUUUUCGGAGAUGUUCACUAUUACAAUUAUCUGGUCAAUAGUUUGGACGCGAGAGCUUAUCCGAUCCCAAGAUUUGCGUCAGAGUACGGUUACCAGUCGCUCCCAGACUUCGACACUUGGCUAACAGCCACCGAUAAUGCGAAAGAUUUAUACCCAAAUAGUUCCUUCAUGGACCACCGACAACACCACCCGUUUGGACUAAUCGAAAACAAUCUUUUGAUGAUGUACCAGUUAAAUUUCAACGACACAAGUGAUAAUUUCUACAAAACUUAUAUGUACUACACGCAGAUUAUCCAAGCAAUGUCCAUAAAAUUCGAGACUGAGUAUUAUCGCAGUUUCAUGGGACGUGUCGACAGUUCUGGGCGUGGGAACACCAUGGGUGCCCUUUUCUGGCAAUUGAAUGAUGUCUGGGUCGCCCCAACGUGGGCCGGAAUCGACUAUACAGGAAAAUGGAAAAUGUUGCAAUACUUCGCCAAGGAAUUUUUUGCCCCCACUAUCAUAACGGCUUAUUUAGACAUUGCAAGGCAGCUUCACAUUUACGCAAUGACCGAAAUUGCGUCAAUUUUCGGCUCCAGGUUGAAUGUUUCCGCAGUGAUUGACGUGUACAAGUGGACUUCGUUUUCGCCGAUCAAUUCUACCGUUCUGGACGUGUCUUUGGAAUACGGAAAAGCGCUCCAAAUCGCAGUGGUGGACACCGACAACUACCUCAAUAGCAUAGGCUGUGGCUCGCUGCCAACAGCAAGGAACCAGUGUUUCUUUUACCUGUCCCUUAUUUCGGGAAAUUCGGUUAUAGCGCCCCACAAUUUGAUCCUAGCAGCGCCUUUGAAGCACUCAAACCUUGCGAAGACCCAAGUCAGCAUUACUUCAGUGAUUCAGGUUGACGAUAAGGGGGUGAAAUUUGAAAUCACACUGACUGCUGACGGGAUCAGUCUUUUCGUUUGGUUGGACUCGCACCGAGUUCGGGGCCAGUUCAGCGAGAAUGGUUUUGCGCAAGUGGUUCCAACCAAAGCUGUUACCUUCCAAAGUGAGACUAUAACGUCUGUUGCCACCUUAGAAAAUGUGAUCACUGUGAACCACUUGAACAACCGACAAUAUCAAUAAACAAAUCUUAAAUAA
This is a messenger RNA of Tribolium castaneum (red flour beetle), 2781 nucleotides long. RefSeq names its product beta-mannosidase. The transcript is spliced from 10 exons. Gene Ontology annotation, molecular function: beta-mannosidase activity. The coding region runs from base 43 to 2766 and encodes 907 amino acids. The record is from RefSeq and is a predicted model, not a curated record. Gene Ontology annotation, biological process: glycoprotein catabolic process; carbohydrate metabolic process. Lineage: Eukaryota; Metazoa; Arthropoda; Insecta; Coleoptera; Tenebrionidae.